UUAGGUUGACGUGUAUGUUCACGCAGUCGGCGCAAAUACUGAAUGAACAUCUCUUAAACAGUUAUUCAUUUCAUACUGGGUUGAAGACAUGGCUGGGGAAAUGUCUAUGAUAGGUUCUGUCAUCCUGGCUCUACUUCUGGCUGGGUAUCUGGGACAGCAGUAUCUACCACCUCCAAAGCCCAGGGUCAUCGGGCUGGAUCUUGGGACCACGUUCUGCUCUGUGGGAGUGUUUCAGCCUGGCACUGGCGAGAUUGAAAUUAUCGAAGAUGACAAAGGUCGCAAAAGCAUCCCGAGUAUGGUGUCAUUCACCCUGACCGGUGUGUUUUCUGGACAUGAGGGCCAGGAACUGGCUGACAUAAAUCCUCAAAAUACAAUCUACGAUGCCAAGAGAUUUAUAGGGAAGAUUUUUGAUGAAGAGACUUUAGAAAAAGAGAGUGCAAGAUACCCAUUUAAGGUGAUAUUCAACAACGGCAGUGCAGAUUUUUUAGUCAAUACGAACAGCACUUUCACGGUUACUCCUGAAUUUAUUGGAUCCCGUCUCCUCCUGAAAAUGAGGAAGAUGGCUGAGAAGCAGCUGGGAGUCCCUGUCGAGAAAGCGGUCAUAUCAGUGCCGGCAGAGUUUGAUGAGAGGCAGAGAAACUACACCAUAAGAGCUGCUAACCUAGCUGGACUGGAUGUCCUGCGGGUGAUCAAUGAGCCCACGGCAGCAGCGAUGGCGUAUGGACUGCAUAAAGCUGAUGUGUUUAAUGUGCUGGUUGUGGAUCUGGGAGGAGGAACACUAGAUGUGUCACUGCUCAAUAAACAGGGUGGCAUGUUCCUCACCAGAGCAAUGGCAGGUAAUAACCAGCUCGGAGGGCAAGACUUCACCCAGCGUUUGCUCCAGUACACCACAGAGCGAGUUCGGCAGCAAUAUGGCGUUCCUCCCACUCUUAAAGAAGACAUCCAUCUCCUCCGACAGGCUGUAGAGGCCGCUAAACUCAACCUCACCCAAAAGCCUCACAGUUACCUCCGAGUCCCUCUGCACCUCCAGACGACAGGAGCCAAUGGAGCGCAACAGGAGAAAGUCCUGUUUGAGGAAAAGCUGACCAGGGAGACAUUUGAGGAGCUAAAUGCAGACCUCUUCCAGAAGAUCCUGGCUCCCAUCGAGACAGUCCUCAUCGAGGGCCAUCUGGACAAGCAGGAGGUGGAUGAGAUUGUCCUGGUCGGAGGGUCUACGCGGAUCCCUCGCAUUCGGCAGCUCAUCAGUCAGUAUUUCGGAAAGGAGCCGAACACCUCGGUGGACCCGGAUCUGGCAGUGGUGACCGGUGUUGCCAUUCAGGCAGGCAUUAUGGGUGGUUCUUGGCCUCUUCAAGUCAGCGCAAUUGAAAUUCCCAAUAGGCAUCUUCGCAAGACUAACUUCAGUUGAUUUAUUUUUAUUUUUUUGUCAUGUGACUGCUUUGUGCCAGCAAACCAAAAAACGGUUGAGUGACAUUGCUUCCUCAUGUCUUUGCUUCCUCAAAUGCAUUAGUUUCAGAGUAAAUCAAGACCAACGCAGCAGUUACUUGAGGAUGUGGUCUUCAGAACAGAUGCAGAGUAUUUAUUUAGUUCUUCAUUAUAUAAAUAGCAUCGAGAAGAUGCUGGUCUACUGUAUCCUGAGCAAGUGUCUGUUUUGGGGUGUGCGAUAUUAUAUUAUAUAAUAUCAAAAUUGUGGUUAUAAUAAUGUGCGAGCAGUAUUGUGAGUGUGCAUUAUCAUGUCAGUUACUUUAAGGAAAAAAGCAAACAAAAACAGUUAUAUUUAUAAGAAAUCAUCUGAUUAACUGAUAUCGCUAAAGCAAGGGUGCAGUUUUUGAAAUGUCAACUUCAAUGCAAUAGUGAUUUAGCAACAGUUUAAAAACAGUUCAUAUUAAGUGACAUUUUAGACACGAUAUUGUCAGUUUUUUUUUCCAAAGACAGUACAAGUUGGUUUACAGCAGAACAUUUGUGCAUCUCAAAGUGAUUUCCUGAAUGAAUCUUGGAACAAAUCAUUCGAGUCAAUAGUCGGGCUGGGCCGAUAAACGAUAUUAUAUCGAAUCGCGAUUAAACUGUCAAUAACACCGAUGAGCUCUGGACUUUUUUACUCUAUAUUGACCUAAAAGCCAAUUACACAGCAGAAAUGUACAACAAUGAGAAUCUAAAAGUGUGUUGAUAUUAGAGAUACCGAAUUUUUGGCCAGUGAAAAUUUAUCAUGCAGAAAUAUGUUGAAAUUUAAUAGACCCUCUAAUUUUUGUGGCUUCAAUCAUUGUCGGGGCACCAUUAAAUCUGGAAGCAUGAACAACUCAUAUUGAAAUAUAUAUUGUUAUCAUUCAGUAUGGAAAAUAAUUAUUGAGAUUGCAUUUUUGGCGUAUCACCCAGCCCUAGUCAAUAGCUGGGUUAAAUAUCGCAUGAGAAAUGAGUGAUGGAAAUGCCUAAUUUCGUAUAAAAAGUCCUUAAUUAACUUCAAGUGGUUUUGCGAAUAACGGGUGACUGAAACUGAUUUGCCAGUUAAACUCAGAUGUAGCAAACAUUACACCCACGUGACCUGUCUACAUUAUGCUUCGUUUACUGUUGGUUAAUAGGUUACCAAUACUGUAGUCAGCCACUCCAUCAACUUGAUGAAAAUGCACCUAAUCCACACUUGGAAAUUUAUUCCCGUUUUUUGCGAACUUUGAAAGCAUUUGCGUCAUGUAAGAAAAGAAACCAGGGUAUUAAUAAUUUUAUAAAGUCAUGCUUAGUUAAGCUAUUUUAAAAGAAUCAUUUAAAUGAAUGAUUCAGUGGAUCAUUCAUUAAAAAAGAGAAUUGUCGCCAUCUACUGGCGGUUUUACAAUCCUGUUUAUUCAACCAUGACAGGCCUAAACCAGCCAAAAGUUACUUUUAACUAAAUAUUAAUUACAGUUAUCAAAAUUAAAAACAAAAACUGAGAAAAAUAUCACACACGGCUACUUGACAAUAUGGGUUAGUUUAUUGCCAUCUGUGUGCCUAAAUGGUACAGUACUUAAUGUGCAAUAAGCAGUUUGUAUAUAACUGAAUAAUCAUUCCAGUCUCGGCUAUUUAUUUAUUUAUUUUGCAGAAGCUAGCUAUCUUUUUUAGUUGUUUCUGGUUACUAGACUUUUGCGUGUGCCUUUUGUAUUGCCACAUUUAAAUGUUCGACAGACCAUUGUCUGAUUUUAUUAUUAUUAAAAACCUUUUUUUGUUGUAAACUGUAAUACCAUCUCCCAACUGUUAAAUACAAGUAAUGUAAAUUAAACCAGCAUACUAAAGCUUUUUAUAAGAAUGUGAAUUUAUAUAUAUAUAUAUAUAUAUAUAAUUUAUAUAUUUCUUGCUUAGUUUCACAUAUAAAAACUGAAUUACAAUUAACUACAUGGACCAAAAAAUAAAUAAAUCAAACGUUUUGUGUUGUUGGCCUGUUUGUUUACAUACAUUACUAAACUCUCAAUAUUAGGAGUAAAAAUGCAUAAUAAAGUGUGAACAGCUUAAUGCACUUUACAGUACAAAGGGAAAACAGUCCAUUUAUUGAAAUGUUCUGAAUGCGUAUCUCUAGACUUCUUUAAGAUGUUCAAUUGUUAUAAUUCUAUUUUUGUACAGUCCUGUACCAUUUCACGUGUUGCAUUUGUGCACAGGACAUGACUGUGUGUCAUUAAAGUCAUUAACUUUUGCUACUGUGCAAAUAAAAAAACACUUAAAUCUGCAGUUUUGUUUAUUGAUUGAUCUCUGAAACACAUCAAUACAAAAUAAAAACAUCAAACA
Danio aesculapii is the source of this 3741-nucleotide messenger RNA. RefSeq names its product heat shock protein 70 family, member 13 (gene hspa13). Gene Ontology annotation, molecular function: heat shock protein binding; misfolded protein binding; ATP binding. Bases 89 to 1405 code for a protein of 438 amino acids. The transcript is spliced from 5 exons. Gene Ontology annotation, biological process: cellular response to unfolded protein; protein refolding; vesicle-mediated transport. The record is from RefSeq and is a predicted model, not a curated record. Lineage: Eukaryota; Metazoa; Chordata; Actinopteri; Cypriniformes; Danionidae. Gene Ontology annotation, cellular component: plasma membrane; cytosol; cytoplasm.